This is a messenger RNA of Lolium perenne, 1095 nucleotides long. NCBI's taxonomy places the organism in Eukaryota, Viridiplantae, Streptophyta, Magnoliopsida, Poales, Poaceae. The record is from RefSeq and is a predicted model, not a curated record.
AUGGUGGCCGCACUGGUGGCAAUGGCUCUAGCAGCAAGCACACCGACGUCGAGCAACCCGACGGCGAGCAUGCCGGUGGCGGACAAAAUCUACGUCAGCUCGGAGAAUGUUGCUUUGGAGGAGAGCAUGCGUGGCCUGUAUGAGCGCUGGUACGCACUCUACAGGCACGAUAGCGACUCCAACGACAAGGAGAAGCGGUUCGCCAUCUUCAAGGAGGAGGCGCGCGCGAUAUACAAGCUGAAUGAGGGUGGCGCACACGUGAAACAUCAUCUGAACUUGUUCGCUGACAUGACACAAGAUGAGUAUGCCGAAUCAUUCUCCAACUGCUCCCCCCUCGAGAUCCAACCCCGCGGCGAGAUCAUGCUCAACCUUCACCAGCCCAGCCAGUACUACCCUGAUAAACUACCACUCACCGUCGACUGGCGGACCGUGGAUGGCGUUCUCACCAGCGUGAAGAAACAGGGGAAAUGCGGAAGCUGCUGGGCUAUUACUGCCGCCGGGGCGAUGGAGAGCAUCCACUUCAUCAAGAACAAGAAGCGCACUAACCUGUCGAUUCAAGAACUAGUUGACUGCAGCUCCGGGAACAAUGGUUGCAAUGGCAGCUCGGCUUUCAGGGCCUUCGAAUACGUCAUCGAAAAGCAUGGCAUCCAUUCAUCGGAGCAAUACCCGUAUGUGGGAAAUGGGUCGCACUGCAUCACUCCCCUGGGAUCUCCCGUCAUGUACAUCAAGAGCUAUAAAUAUGUGCAUGAACGUAACGAGAAGAUGCUCAUGGACGCGGUGUCCCAACGGCCCGUCGUGGUUCCUAUUGUGGGACUCAACACCACCUGGUUUAGGCGCUACAGUGGUGGCAUCUUCAGAGGCCCCUGCAAGGGUGAGGACGGCCACCAAGUCCUGCUUGUGGGCUACGGCACAACACCAAGUGAUGAUGCCAACUAUCCCAGCGUCAAGUAUUGGGUGGUCAAGAACUCAUGGGGGGAGUCGUGGGGAGAAAGGGGCUACAUGCGCAUCAAGCGCGGUCGUGAGGCUGACGGUGGCCUUUGCGGCAUUAUGCUGCGGCGCGCACUGUACCCAGUACAUCCAAAAAUAGUUCAAUGA